This is a messenger RNA of Bactrocera neohumeralis, 1255 nucleotides long. It is a transcript of the gene Cpr62Bb, whose product is annotated as cuticle protein 7. NCBI's taxonomy places the organism in Eukaryota, Metazoa, Arthropoda, Insecta, Diptera, Tephritidae. The record is from RefSeq and is a predicted model, not a curated record. Gene Ontology annotation, cellular component: extracellular matrix. Bases 201 to 749 code for a protein of 182 amino acids. The transcript has 5 exons.
UUAACGGAAACUUGAUCUCAGAAUCGGCACAGUAUUCCGGGCAAUUCAGCAGUGUGCAAUUCGGUGGUGCCAACGAAAUACUUGAACAAAUCUUAAGAAUCCCUUAAACCUCUCCUUGCAAUCGAAAGAGAAAAGUGCAACCUUUGUGGUACCCUGUGUUUGCAACAUUUUAAAUAAGCGUAAAUAAAUUCAUUUGAAAAAUGGCAAGUCUGAAGUGUAUAAUUGCUCUCACGAUCGCCCUCUAUGCGAGCGCUGUGUUGGCGCGACCAGGAUACGCUGUCGACUACUACAACCACCCCAAAUACGCAUUCAAUUAUGGUGUAGCCGAUCACACAACUGGCGAUGUGAAGUCACAACACGAAACACGCGAUGGUGAUGUUGUGAAAGGUCAAUACUCACUCGUCGAACCCGAUGGCUCUAUACGCACAGUCGACUACACUGCCGAUCCCAUAAACGGUUUCAACGCUGUUGUCACGAAAUCUGGACCCACAGUGCAUGCACAAGCGUUAGUACCUGGACCACAUGUUGCGCCAGCGCCGGUCGUAGUGCCAGCACCAGCGCCGUAUGCCCCCAAACCAUACGCCCCCAUUGCUCCCAUCCACUACGACUACGACGAUUACGGUCAUGGUGCUCAAUACGAAUACGUGCCCCAGUAUAGCGGUCAUUAUGGUGGCGGCGCCGGCUACAACGCUCACUACGACGGACACUACGGUGGACACCACGGCGGUCACUAUGGCGGCCACUAUUGAGCGUGCCGAAGCAGCGCUCCCAGCUGAGUACAACACUUUUCGGCUGCGUUAAUUGCGUUCGUUCACCAGCAGCAGCAGUUGACACUUCAAGCCACUAUAUUUUUUCCACGUAUAUCUUCCAUACUUACUAACUGCCUACAACUUACUCGCCAAAUGCUUUGUACCCUUCGAAUAUUUUAUAACUGAAGCUAUUUACCGCCAAUGUCCAUCAAAGUAGUUCAUAAGUUUGUAUUGUUUAUUUUUAGUUUUAUUUUUUUUUUUUUGUUUUUGUAUUCAUAUUUUUAUUGUAUUAUUGGUUGUUGUACGUUAAGUAUUGUGUGCAAGCUUUAAAAUUUCAUUGCCGUACAUAUAUCCACCAUUCUUGUAACAAAAUAAUAUUUAUAAUGAACGUAUGUAUGUAAGUGAAGAAGAUGAUGUACAAUAUAUCAUUUUUAUGUAAUUUUUUUUAAAUGUAUAAUAAAUGAAUUUUUUUGUAACGCGACAAUAAAACGAAUACUCAAAAAUUA